Gryllus bimaculatus (two-spotted cricket) is the source of this 2222-nucleotide messenger RNA. Lineage: Eukaryota; Metazoa; Arthropoda; Insecta; Orthoptera; Gryllidae. The record is from the annotation of a GenBank genome assembly.
AUGGACUAGGAGACGUGGGAAAAAGUGCACUUGCGCUUUAACGAGAACAAGACUGUGAGCUUCAACCAACGCAAGAUUUUCGUCUUCGAUCCGGAACAAUCUGCAGGCACCGAGGAUGACAUGGUCGUCGUCCCAAACAUUCCCAUGCUGAGCGCCACGUCGCAGAGCAAGCACGCGGCGCGCUUCCUGCGCCUGGCCAUGGCCUCCAUCAUGGACAUCCUCAAGGUGAAGCCCUUCGUCGAGGUGUCGGUGGGGCAGCUGCUCUGGGGCUAUGAGGACCCGCUCAUCAAGCUGGCCAAGGACGUGGUGCCCAACGACCAGAAGCUGCCCUACGAGCAGUUCGGCCUUCUCUACGGGCUGCAGAAGCUGGCGAUGCGCGCGGGCGUGAGGGACGCGGCGCAGCUGCUGGCGGUGGUGCCCCUGAAGCAGCUGGCGGCGACGCUGGCGUCGGCGGUGGCAGCGGCGGCGGCCGUGGCGGUGUCGCUGCUGAACGCCGGGCUUGAGUCGCAGGCGCGCCACAAGAACGGCACGUCCAAGGACCGCGUGACCAUCUUCACGGGCGCCUCCGACAUCACCCGCUACGGCCUGAUCGACCGCUUCAACGGCAACAGCUCCCUCACGCACUGGAAGACGCCCGCAUGCAACCGCCUGGACGGCAGUGACGGCUCCAUCUUCCCGCCGCACAUCAAGAAGAGCGACACCAUCUACGUGUACGACAAGGACCUCUGCCGCAUCCUCCCGCUCGUCUUUGAAUCUGAAGUGGAGACUGCUGGUGGGGUACCUGGAUAUCGCUUCACGCCUCCCCUCGAUGUUUUUGGUGAUACCACCGAGAAUCCAGAGAACGAGUGCUUCUGCCCUGGUGGGCCCCCCUGUGCCCCAAGUGGCUUUUUCAAUGUCAGUCUCUGCCAAUAUGAUUCACCAGUUCUACUGUCCUUCCCACAUUUUUAUCUUGCACCUGAAAGAUACCGUCUUGCCGUUGAGGGAAUCAGUCCACCAAAGAAGGAGGAUCACCAGUUCUUCCUGGAUGUGCAGCCUCAAAUGGGUGUGUCGCUACGAGCACGUGCUCGUGUCCAAAUCAACUUGGCUGUCAGCCAAGUGGUGGAUAUCAAGCAAGUGGCUACUUUCCCAGACAUAAUCUUCCCUAUUAUGUGGUUUGAAGAUGGAAUCAAUGAGCUCCCUACUGAAGUGACAUCAUUGCUGUCUCUGGCAACAAGAGCACCACCCAUUGCUCGAGCUGCUAUCUCGUAUGGUCUAUUUGCUGUGGGUGCUCUAUUGCUCCUGAUGGCUGUGGGCUGUUUAGUGCGCUCCAGCCGGCGUCAGGAGACGUUGCGUCUGCAGGCUUCAAACCACUACACCAAGCCCACCCCUACCCCCAACCCACAUGCUGCUGCUGCAGCCGCAGCUGCUGUGAAUGGCAAGAACGGCAAGACAAUGGAGACCCUCAACCCCACCUUCCUCAUGGGGCCCAAUGACAAUGGCAAUGCAGCAGCCAAUAGUUAGGCUCCCUCCUCAUCACAAGCAUCGCCACAAAUGGAGAGAAAAAUGAUGGGCUGAUGACUUGUGUAGAUGCUCAAGAAUGUACAUAUAUAUCAUUCGUUAUGUAGGUCCAUAUAUAGGUGUGUUGUGGAUUGCAUGAGAAAGAGUGAAUGAGUGUUUGAAUGAGCAGCUAUGUUUAAAAGAUGGGCAGGCGUUACGAGGUCAAUUUCAAAUGAUCAUGAACUUUCCAAAUUUUAGCAAAGUGUAUCUCAAGAGGUGCUGUGGAUGAAUGGUUCUCUUAAAGAGAUCAGGAUAUCCGUUAUGUUUUAAGGAUUGUAAUUAAGGGAUGAAGUUAAUUGUUGAUAUUGCAGUUGAGAAAGGCUUGGUCAUGUCAAUCAAAUGUGCCUUUUAUAGUGGUACUUUUAAGAUAUUUAACUCAUUGUUUAGUAGUUUUAUCUGACGGAGUUCAAAUCUUACAUAUUGAUUGAAUUGGAACCAGAGCAUUCAUUUCUUUUUAUGAGGCUACACAAAUGUCACAAAUAGGAGACACAAGUGAAUGCAGUACCUGCAUUUAUGAUUGCUCAAUAAACUCUGAGAUUGAACACCUGAUUUUAUGAACAUGUACAUUACAGUAAUCCAAAUGUGAAAAAUUUCUGAAGUGUGUUGGAAGUAUGUUCACAAAAGAUGUUUCUUUAUAUGAAAAUGUUUUCACUGUAUAUAUAAAUAAAAUAAAAAAUUCUUCCGUU